This is a messenger RNA of Carlito syrichta (Philippine tarsier), 439 nucleotides long. RefSeq names its product tubulin-specific chaperone D-like. Gene Ontology annotation, biological process: post-chaperonin tubulin folding pathway; tubulin complex assembly; microtubule cytoskeleton organization. The transcript is spliced from 5 exons. Gene Ontology annotation, molecular function: beta-tubulin binding; GTPase activator activity. The record is from RefSeq and is a predicted model, not a curated record. Gene Ontology annotation, cellular component: lateral plasma membrane. Lineage: Eukaryota; Metazoa; Chordata; Mammalia; Primates; Tarsiidae. The annotation marks the transcript as partial.
ACCAGGAACAGCCUCACCUGCUGGACCCACACCUGGAAUGGAUGAUGAACUUGUUGUUGGACAUAGUACAAGAUAAGACAUCUCCAGCCACCCUCAUACAUUUGGGCUUUAAAUUUCUUUACAUCAUCACCAAGGUUCGAGGAUAUAAAAUAUUUCUUCGUUUAUUUCCUCAUGAAGUAGCUGAUGUUGAGCCUGUAUUAGAUAUGUUCGCAGAUCAGAAUCCCAAGGACCAUGAAACUUGGGAAACACGCUACAUGCUUUUACUGUGGCUCUCUGUGACCUGCCUGAUUCCUUUUGAUUUUUCACGCCUUGAUGGGAACCUCCUCACCCAACCUGGGCAAACACGAAUGUCCAUAAUGGACCGUAUUCUCCAAAUAGCAGAGUCCUACUUGCUUGUCAGCGACAAGGCCCGAGAUGCGGCUGCUGUCCUCGUGUCCAC